GUGUAGAUUAUUUUGUGUAACAUAAACAAAGGUGUGCAAAUAAAAGCGCCGCACUGCUGUGCAGCCGCAUUUUUAAAACGCAUAUAAAAUAUGGCCUGGGCUCCAUCAACGAACUUCGAGGACGAUUUGGUCGAUUUACAGCCUGAUUUCAAUCUAAUACAUGGACAGCUGGCGUAUGAAGCCAAGCGAAAGCAAGACUUUAUUCCCCGUCCAAAGUCUACUUACGAUUAUUUAGCUAAACGGGAAGAACGAAAUGCGGAGAUUGAAAAACAUCGAAGUGUCAAGUCAAAGGAAAUUAGCGCCAGUCUAGCCAUGAUGGAGCGUAUUCAGGCUAUAGCUGGCACUAAGCCGUUAGGUGAGCACGCGACAAUGUCAGAUUGGGAUGAUAAGAGCACCGUGGAGAAAGAGGCGAUUGCUAUGAUGCGACAUUUCGGCAUGAUGUCGAUGACUGAUGGCUCAUUAUCUCCGGCACGAACUGAAUCUGUGCCAGACGGCAACAUUCAUGUUAUGCGCAAUGGUCGACAUAGAAUGCCAUUGAUCUUGGAUCCCAAGUUCUUUGAGCCAGGUAAAAAGCGACAAACAAAUAGUUCUAAGAACCAAAAGAAAAAGGAUUCGAGAAGUAAUGACAGCGUCUAUAGUACUCCUGAUUCACAUUUGGAUGAUGCAGAGAGCAAUCAAGAUGACAAGUCAUAUGUCGAAAUACCAUAUCAAUUGCUCGUAGACAUACAAGAAACGGAAUCAUGCAAAAUUAAUAAAGCAAAUACUCAUAUGAAAAUCCCGAAAAAGUAA
Molecule: messenger RNA, 789 nt
Organism: Drosophila navojoa
Lineage: Eukaryota; Metazoa; Arthropoda; Insecta; Diptera; Drosophilidae
Gene: squ
Product: squash
Source: RefSeq, a predicted model, not a curated record